This is a messenger RNA of Zychaea mexicana, 1465 nucleotides long. Its product is annotated as isocitrate dehydrogenase, NAD-dependent. The record is from RefSeq and is a predicted model, not a curated record. Gene Ontology annotation, biological process: isocitrate metabolic process; tricarboxylic acid cycle. Gene Ontology annotation, cellular component: mitochondrion. The coding region runs from base 147 to 1238 and encodes 363 amino acids. Gene Ontology annotation, molecular function: isocitrate dehydrogenase (NAD+) activity; NAD binding; magnesium ion binding. The transcript is spliced from 7 exons. Lineage: Eukaryota; Fungi; Mucoromycota; Mucoromycetes; Mucorales; Lichtheimiaceae.
ACGUUUAUCCUUGGCGGGAUUACCCUUCAAAAUUUUCGUUUCAAUGCCUUCCCGUAAAUGCAGGGUUCCUACUUUUCUUUUUCCUUUCUCUCUUUCAUCUAUUCUUCUUGUACUUGUUCCAAAACUAAAUAUCAUCAUUUACACUCAUGGCAGCUCCUCAGUCCCGCCCCUCCACCGCUGUUCCAGUCCCUGCCCCCGGAGACCAACAAACCUUCUUCCCUAAAAAGUAUGGUGGCAAGUACACUGUGACCCUGAUUCCCGGUGAUGGUGUUGGUAAAGAAAAUACAAAUGCUUUGAAGGCUGUCUUCAAGGCUGCCAACGUGCCUGUCGAAUUCGAGCAAUACGACGUAUCCGGUAUCGCAGACGAACACGAUCAGCUUUUCCAAGAAUCAUUGGCAUCGUUGCGACGAAACAAGGUCGGUAUUAAGGGUAUCUUCUUCACCUCACCUGAAAAAGACUCUCGUACCUCGUUCAACGUUACCAUGCGUAAGGAGCUCGACAUGUAUGCUUCGCUUUCUUUAGUCAGAAACAUUACCGGCGUGCCCUCGCGUAUGAAAGAUAUUGAUUUCGCUAUCAUUCGUGAAAGCACUGAGGGUGAAUACUCUGGUCUUGAGCAUGAGUCGGUCGAUGGUGUUGUUGAAUCGCUUAAAAUUAUUACCAAGGAAAAGACAGAACGUAUUGCUCGAUUCGCUUUCGACUUUGCAUUGAAGAACAACCGUAAGAAGGUUACUAUCAUCCACAAGGCCAACAUUAUGAAGUUGGCCGAUGGUCUUUUCUUGCGCACCUGUCGCGAAGUUGCAAAGGAAUAUGAACAUCACGGUAUCCAGUACAACGACCUGAUCGUCGACAAUACCUGUAUGCAGCUGGUUUCGCGUCCUCAACAGUUCGAUGUCAUGGUCAUGCCCAAUUUGUACGGCAGUAUUGUUUCUAACAUUGGUGCCGGUUUAAUUGGUGGUCCUGGAUUGGUUCCUGGUUGCUCCAUUGGUCGUGAAUAUGCCAUGUUCGAACCGGGCUGUCAUCAAGUGGGUCUUGAGCUCCAAGAUAAGGGUAUUGCUAACCCAACUGCUUUGCUCCUGUCAUCCGUCAUGAUGUUGAGACACUUGAACUUGAACGAACAUGCUGACGCCAUUUCCAACGCGGUUUUCGAGACUAUUGAAAGUGGCAAGGCCAAGACUCAUGAUAUGGGUGGCGAGAACACUACCAAGGAAUUUACUGAUGCCGUGAUUGCCAACUUGUAAAUAAAAUUAUAGGAACCAUCUUUUGUCUAUAUCCCUCCCCUCCAACACCUCUUCUCUCACUCCUCCAAUAUUCACGUAUACGGACAGAAACACCACACAUAUCAUAUUACCGUUUUUCCCUUUCUACUCAAACAUGCACCACCCCUUCACAUAUUUUACAGCAUCACACCGCUAUUUUCUUCUGGAAGAAGAUAUGAAAAUAUUUAUGUAUCAGCAGUAUCAUCCGU